UCUUCCGGGCUUGCGCUGGCCGUCUCUCCCAGGUGCUGUGGGGCGUCCAGGUGCGCGCCCCGGCCCCGUUCCGGGCUCUGAUCGCGCCGUGCGCCCGCCCCGGAGCCACCGCAGUAGGAAGAGGUCGGGAACUGGAAGCCGGGAGCCGGGAGCGCGGGGCCCCGAAGCCGCGAGCCUCAAGCCCCGGGACGCCUGCGCCCGACACUGCGCUCAGUCCGCGAGAGUCAUCCUCUAAUAUCAAAGAAUAAAAGAGAAAGAAGAAAAGAAUAAUUGUCAGAAGUACUACAUCAUCUGAGUCUGGCAGUAUUUGCAAUGGAGUCCUAGAAUUUAAAAGAGCAAAACUUGAAACCUACUCAUUUGGAAACUCUACGGUACAGAUCAGCUCCUUCUCUGAAACUGAGUUAGAGAGAGGAUCUCGUGGGCAGCAGGAGUUGCCCCUGGUCCCGGUGGGGGUCAGCGGCAGGGCUUUUCAGAGCCGGGACGGCCCCGUCCACUUUGCCAUCGGUUAAGUUGUGAGAGCUCUCCAAGGUCACCUAUUUUCUCCUUUUAAAGACUGGAACCGGUUUGGAGCUCAGAAUGUGGGGAGGAAGAGAUUAAUAUGGCUCGGGUGCCGGGCUUGACUCCGAAGCGCUUUCCCCGGCCUGUGCCCUGGGAUCAGUGAUGAAGCCGCCAUCAUGUCCUCAGUCAGCGAAGUGCAUCCCGACCUCCAGGAGCUGCUCACCAACAUUAACUUGGAGCAGUACCUGGGCCGCUUCCAGGAGUCCGGCUACCGCUCGGUGAGGGACUGCACCCACAUCGACGACGGCGUUCUGCAGAAGAUCGGGGUCCUGCCCACGGGCCACCGGAGGAGGAUCCUCAAGCAGCUGGAGAUGAUCCUUUCCAAACUGCCCGAGGCGGCCGUCUACGCCAACGUCCGCAAGACCAAGAAGGACGCGCUGGCGCUCCCGGGGGGCCCGGCCUGGGGCGCCGGGGCGGGCUCCUGGGCCGAGCUGGCGUGGGGUGGGAGCGCCGGCCCCGAGGCCGUGGCCGGCGGGAGCGCUAUCUCCAAGGAGAACCGGCCGGCUCCGGACUCGGCCGCUGCCCAGCAGAGCCAUUGUCCUCCUGCCGUGUCCCCACAGAAUUUGGAGGCUUGUCAAAAUGCUGCCCUUGACCAUGGGAAUACUGAGAAUGCAGCUUUGGUUACAGAGAGGAAUGUGGCCGGCGCGGAGGAGAAGGGGCCCAGAGAAGCCGCGGGGAGCUUGGGCCCGGCCACCUCGCUUCCGAACCCGGAGCAGAGAGCGGCUCUUGGCCCCCCGGAGCCUCCUGGCUGCCCCCCGGGGGGCGCGAAGGAGCCCGGGGCCUUAUCAGCGCCCCCGCCUCCGUCGCCCUUUUUUGAAUUUACUGGAGAGAUGAUUGUAAAUGAAUUGUACGUCUCCUCAACACAGAACCUGGCCCCCAUGAGGAGCCGCAGUAAAUUGGUGUCCAGACCCUCCCGGUCCUUCAUGCUGAGACACCGGCCCGUGCCGGAAAUCCCCGGCAUGUCCAGAGGAGCCGCUUCGGGCAGCUAUGCCCGAGAGAGGAGAAUUGGGAACUCCAAUGGAAAGACAUUCACCAUGCAAAAGUCACUUGAAGAAAAAUCAUCCUUGAUCUUUCCACAUGGGGAUACUUUUUUUUUAAAGAGUACAGAAAACUCCAAGAAGAAAUCCUUGAAGAAUGAAUUUUGGACUAUUGAAGAAAAACUUAAAAAGGAAGCGGGUCCUGAAAGGAUUUCAUUUUUUGGACAAUCAAGCAUCUAUGAUAACAGAAUAAAAGCCUGUGAAGAAAAAGUAGAAGAUAUUUGGAUUCCUCGAGAAGACAAGGCUGCUGCUCCGUUAGAUUCGGCUUCGGAGUCAGAAUAUUCCACAGUGGAAGAAUGUUUUAAUAGUUUAAGAAGAGGAAGUUCCAGGGCAUCCAAGUCCAGGGCUCAGAAAGGGAGUUUGGACUCAGCCACUAACAGGCACAGUUAUCCCCAAAGUUCCAUCAGUAGUGGGCUUACUGAUCAAGCAUCUUCGACCUCCAACUCCAUAUCACCUUACGCGUGCUAUUAUGGAUCAUCAGCAAAAAAGGUCAAAUCGGGAUGGUUGGAUAAGCAGUCUCCUCAAGGAAAACGCAUGUUUCAGAAGCGAUGGGUGAAAUUUGAUGGUUUUUGCAUUUCUUAUUUCAAUAAUGAAAAGGAGGUGUAUUCAAAAGGAAUAAUUCCUCUCUCUGCUGUAUCAACAAUCCGGGGUCAGGGAGACAGCAAAUUUGAAGUUGUUACAUCACAAAGGACGUUUGUAUUUAGAGUAGAAAAAGAAGAGGAGAGAAAUGACUGGAUCACUAUUCUGCUAAAUGCACUGAAAUCUCAGCCACUUGCUCCUCAAUCUCGAUCGGUUCUACCAGAGAAGUGUGGCUAUCUGGAAUUGAGAGGAUAUAAAGCUAAAAUUUUUACCGUGUUGAAUGGAAGCAACGUGUGGCUCUGCAAAAAUGAGCAGGAUUUUAAGAGUGGACUUGGUAUUACAGUAAUUCCUAUGAAUUUAGCCAAUGUGAAACACGUGGAUCGGACUGUAAAACAAUCUUUUGAAAUAAUCACUCCCUACAGAAGUUUUAGCUUUACAGCCGAGUCGGAAAAAGAGAAGCAAGAGUGGAUUGAAGCCGUGCAGCAAUCGAUCGCAGAAACUCUCUCGGAUUAUGAAGUAGCUGAGAAGAUUUGGUUCAAUGAGUCAAACAAGAACUGUGCUGAUUGCAAAGCGCCCGAUCCUGACUGGGCAUCCAUCAAUCUCUGUGUUGUCAUUUGUAAGAAGUGCGCAGGACAACACAGAUCUUUAGGACCAAAAGAUUCAAAAGUUCGUAGUCUAAAAAUGGAUGCCAGCAUUUGGAGCAAUGAACUCAUUGAGCUUUUUAUUGUUAUUGGAAACAAAAGGGCAAAUGACUUUUGGGCAGGAAAUCUUCAAAAAGAUAAAGAAUUACAGAUAGAUGCUCCAGUAGAAGAAAGAAAACUUUUUAUUACUCAGAAGUAUAAAGAAGGACGAUUCAGAAAAACCCUUUUGGCCUUCCUUACCAAAGAAGAAUUAAAUAAGGCCUUAUGUGCUGCGGUAGUUAAACCAGAUGUUCUUGAAACAAUGGCAUUGCUAUUUAGUGGAGCUGAUGUAAUGUGUGCAACUGGAGAUCCUGUUUACAGCACCCCUUACUUACUAGCUAAGAAGGCUGGACAAAGUCUGCAAAUGGAAUUUCUCUAUCACAAUAAAUUCUCAGAUUUCCCCACACAUGACAUUCAUUGUGAAAGUGGAUUACCUCAAGAAUCUUCACAUUCUACUUUUCUCUGUGACUUUCUAUAUCAGUUUCCAACUGUAGCUGCUAAGCUGUCUACAGAGAAAAAAAUGAUCGAAGAAACAAAUAAAAAAUGGUGUGUUUUGGAAGGGGGCUUCUUGAGUUAUUAUGAAAGUGAUAAGGCAACAACUCCCAAUGGCACGAUUAAUAUGAAUGAAGUCAUCUGCCUUGCUAUACACAAAGAGGACUUCUAUAUAAAUACCGGACCCAUCUUUACCUUUGAAAUAUACUUGGUCUCAGAGCGUGCUUUUUGCUUUGGUGCUGAAACUGCACAGAUUCAAAGAAAAUGGACACAGGCAAUAGCCAAGCAUUUUGUCCCUUUUGUUGCUGAAAACUUAGCAGAAGCUGAGUAUGACUUGAUUGGCCAGUUAUUCUACAAAGAUUGCCAUACCCUGGAUCAGUGGAAAAAAGGGUGGUUUGCUAUGGAUAAGUCAAGACUACAUUUUUGCCUUCAAAUGGAAAAUGCUGAGGAAGAAUUGAUGUAUUUGAGGAGAUUACAGGAGCUAACAAUCAGCACAAUGGUUCAAAAUGGAGAAAAAAUAGAUGUCUUGCUCUUGGUUGAAAAAGGAAGAACAUUAUACAUCCAUGGUCAUACUAAGUUGGAUUUCACAGUCUGGCAUACUGCAAUUGAAAAAGCUGCAGGUACAGAUGGUAAUGCAUUACAAGACCAGCAGCUCAGCAAAAAUGACGUUCCCAUUAUAGUGAACAGCUGUAUAGCAUUUGUUACACAGUAUGGUUUGGGAAGCAAGCAUAUUUAUCAGAAAAGUGGGGACUCCUUCCGUAUAAGUGAGCUCCUGGAAAGCUUCAAAAAAGAUGCCAGAAGCUUUAAAUUGAGGGCUGGGAAGCAUCAGCUAGAAGAUGUGACCGACGUGUUGAAAAGUUUUCUGUCUGACAUAGAUGAUGCACUUCUUACUAAAGAGCUCUAUCCGUACUGGAUCUCCGCGUUAGAUAAUCAGGAUGACAAAGAGAGAGUUAAAAAAUACAGUACAUUUAUCCGUACGCUCCCUGGAGUCAACAGGGCAACUUUGGCAGCUAUAAUUGAACACCUUUACAGGGUUCAGAAAUGCUCAGAGAUCAACCAGAUGAACUCUCACAAUUUAGCAAUGGUAUUUUCAUCCUAUUUGUUUCAAACUAAAGGACAAACUAGUGAAGAAGUAAAUGUAAUUGAAGACCUUAUUAACUAUUAUGUUGAAGUGUUUGAGGUUAAAGAAGAUCAGGUCAGGCAGAUGGAUAUAGAAAACAGCUUUAUUACCAAGUGGAAAGACACUCAAGUUUCACAAGCUGGAGAUUUGCUCAUUGAAGUAUAUGUGGAAAGAAAAGAACCUGACUGUAGUAUCAUAAUAAGAAUAUCACCUGUAAUGGAAGCAGAAGAAUUGACAAAUGAUGUAUUAGCAAUAAAGAAUAUCAUCCCUGCCAAGGGGGAUAUAUGGGCUACGUUUGAAGUCAUUGAAAACGAAGAACUUGAGCGUCCACUUCACUACACUGAGAAUGUGUUGGAACAAGUACUUCAGUGGAGCUCAUUAGCCGAGCCUGGCAGUGCUUACUUAGUGGUGAAGAGAUUCCUAACCAUGAAUGUAAUUAAACGCUACAGUGAGAAAAGUGCAACAGAAAGUGUAAAAGAAGGAAUCUUGAAAUUCAAGGAAGAACCUUCUAAAAUAUUGUCUGGAAAUAAAUUUCAAGAUAGGUACUUUGUUUUGCGAGAAGGCUGCCUAUUUCUUUACAAGGAUAUAAAGAGUAGCAAAGCAGAUAAAAUGCUUCCUCUCAACUCAAUGAAGUUUUACCUUGGUGUGAAAAAGAAAAUGAAAACUCCGACAAGUUGGGGAUUGACAGCCUAUUCGGAGAAACACCAUUGGUAUAUGUGUUGUGAUAGCCCGCAAACACAGAUGGAAUGGUUGACCAGUGUUUUUCUUGCCCAGCAUGAUAAUGAUAUAUGGCCACCAGCUGGAAAGGAACGUAAGCGAUCUAUAACCAAAAAUCCCAAAGUUGGCGGUUUGCCUUUAAUUCCCAUCCAGCAUGAGAAAAAUAUUAACCAAGCCAGAAGAAAUAUAGAGAAUGCAAAAGCAGGACUCGACAAACAGGAGAAAGAGUCGGUGGAAGCCAGUCUAAGAGAGAGGGCCUCCAUGGUGGCUCAUUGUUUGGAACGCAAGGAGGACAAACUCCGGAAUCGGACUAAAAAGCACCGGAGUUUGAACUGUCUGGAGGACUCAGGGGCUGACAUUCUUCAUCACAAAUCACAUAAAGACUUGAAAUUUCUGAGGAAGAUUGAGGACAAGAAUAACAGAUCUAGUUUGGAAACUGAUAACAAGUUACCGUCCAAAGUGAUCGAGGAACUCAACGUGGUUCUUCAGAGAACAAGAACCCUGCCCAAGGAUCCGUGACGGGCAUUUGGCCAAAAGGGAAAAGCGAUUCCCUUUGGAUAAUGUACAGUAGGUUCAUUAUUAAUGCACAGAAUAGCUGAACCAGGUUCUCCUGUUUGUAAUUACUACAAAAUGCCAAGUUUAAAGUAUGUAUAUGAGUAUCAUUAAAUGACUAUAAUAAGAUUUACUGUUGUGAACACAGACUAAUGUAAAGUUAUGAUGGAAUAACUCACUUUUGUACAGUCAGGGGAAUCCUCUGAAAGCAGAGCCCUCACGGGGCGCUGUAUUUAGUGUAUAAUGUUUUGUCUUUUUCCCAAGAUGGUUUUGUUGAAUUUGACAGUACCUGUAACACAUAUUGCACUUUGAGAAACUUUGUUGAGUUGCUGCAUGAUUUUAGGUUUACAGAGCUAAAGUCCUGAACGGACGAGUGACUGUGUCGGGUGGUGAUGGUGUGGUGGCUGAAUCUGAAUCAGUCUUUAAAGAGGGAAACAUUUCCCCAGAUUUUUAGGACCAAGGACCGUGGUAGGGACUCGGGGUCUGCUUCAGAUCGGUGGGGACCCAUGUUAAUGGGAGCUGCUACCGUAGCCUGGCAGAAGGGAAUUUAGCACUUUUCCUGUAUUUUCUAAUGAAUGAUAUUCAGAUCACUACAGUGGCUUAAUUCUGUUCUUGGGUCCUUUUCUUAGUGUUUUAAGCAAAAUAAGCCAUAGAUUACGGUCACUAAACUUUUGUUCUUUAUAGAUGGCUUCAAAGGUUGUUAGACAAUAACUGAUGAGCAGGUCUUGAAAAGGAGCAGAGAUUCCAGUCUACUCAUUAAAGCUAUAACUAAAAUCCAUACGUAUCUCUAUCUCCCUGUACCUGUCUGUAUAGGGAGGUAGAUACCUAUCUAUGUAUGUGUGUAUAUGUGGGUGUAUUUGCAUUUAUCUCACAUACAUAUAUGUAUGUAUGUGUAUCAAUAAGUCACAUGCAUGUAUGUAUGUAUAUAUACCUAGAUAUCUGUAUCUCCCUUUAUAGAUAGGUACAGGGAAAUGUCUGUGUGUACCUGCAUAUGUACAUAUAUGUCUCUCUCUGUGUGUAUAUGUGUGUAUAUAUAAACAAACAUAUGUGUUUAUAUUUUAUGUGUGUAUAUAUACACAGAAUAGAAACACGUGUGUGUGUGUAUUAUAUAUAUAAAAUGCACACACACAGAGACACACAUCAUAUGUAUAUAAUGCACGUGUGGAUAUAUUGCUUUUACAUGGUCAUUAAGUACCAUAUAAUCGAUGCUCCUUUAAAGGCUUGUUCAUCAGUUUAUAAUCUGGUAAGGAAUAUAUUUGUGUGUGUAUUUAUACAUAUACAUAUACACACAGUGUGUAUACAUAAUACACAUAUAUGUAUACAAUACAUGUGUGUUUAUGCUUAAGUGUGGGAAGCACAAAAAAAUAUUAAGGUUCCCCUUUCCCAUCAAGUAAAACUACAGUGAAAGAUAUGAGAUGUCAUAUUAUCAUUUGAAUGUUAAAAUUUCAUUUGAAAGGCACUGGAUCAUGGAGCUGGCAGGGACAUUAGCAUUGAUCUAAUCCAUUGCUCUAAUUUUACCAGUUAGGAGAAGCUCAUGCAUCUUGCUCAGUCAGUUUUGCAUUAAGUUGUUAAUAAUCCUCUGAAGUUAAAGGAUGGUCACCAAAAAUCUAAGGUAAAGACAGUUCUUCUGUAUCUCAGGAUAAAUAAAUUGGGGUCCCCUUUCCUUUUUGAUCAAAUGAGAUAAUAGUUGUAAAGCACUUAGCACAAAGCCUGGCACCCAGGAGGUGCUUAAUAAAUACUUGUUCCCUUCUGCCCUAUGGAAUUGGUCACUGAGUUGGAUUUGCUGUGUAACUCGCCAGCUCCUAAUUUAAUCCUGGAUUGUGGUAAGCUGGCACCUUUAUCUCCCCUAAUUUUCAAGUUUACUGAUCUGUAAACAGGAAGGAGUCGUGUUGGAGCGUUGAUGUCCCUUUCUGCUCUGGAUCUUUACAGACGAUGUCAGUUUUUAUGUUGGAAAGCAUCUGUACAGCCAAGAAUUUUUCUCUCCUGGCAUUCUCCCUCACGUUAUUAUUCGUCUUUUAAAUGUCUGGAGUUCAUCUCUAUGGAAAUAUCACAGAACGAUCAUGCUCUUUGGCCAUUGCAGAACCGAAUGAAGCACUCUAUGAUUUAUGGUGCCGUCAUCUCGCCCCUAAUGGCGACAGGAUAAAUAAAUGCUUCAGGCAGCAGGUAGUUCUCAAGAAAAGGGAGUAAGCUGCUCUUUAAUUAGAAGUGAAUUGUUAAAAAAUGAAGAGAAACUGCAGGACAGUUUACUAGUUUUCACAAUGGUUUGGGAAUCUCUGUUGACAGAAAGUGUGAUAGGUAAGAAGGAAAAAUCAAUUCAGAUGAACUGCUAUUCAUCAUCAGUUUAUUUAAUUUUAGGUUUUAUUUUAAGUAUGGAGACAUGUUGAGUAUGGAUCCAUUUUGAAGUUUGUCCUUUUUUUAGGAAGAUUUCCAGAGUGUCUGAUGUACCACAAGUUGUUCUGAAACUUAGAUUUUACAAGGGUCACCUCCUACACCUUCCAACAUCACUCCCUUUAUUUUUCUACUUUGUUGUUGUAAGAAUCAAAUGCUCUACUGUAUGUAAAGUGCCUUGUAAAGUGCUUUGUAAAUGCCAAUUUUAUUUGUUUGUAACUAUGCCUUAAGAUUUAUAUAAAAAUAGAUUUUUAAAAAUCUGUUUAAAUGUGACUGCAGUUCUUCCCAAGGAUAUGCACAAGUUGAAAAUGGUUCCGUUAUAGAGAAGUGAUAUCAGAUCAAGUUUGCCAAUUUAUUGAAACAGAUACUGCCUGGUGUUCCUAGAUCGUGGCUGAGCUUUUUGUAAUUUAUGAUUCUGACAUUGUCAAUGCAGGGGGGGGGGGGGGGGUCUUUCAAAAAUGUAAACUUAUACAUACACAGAAUAGAAGUGACUGGAGGCACUGUUUAAUUUUUAAAAUCACUAAAAUUCAUUUCAAGUACAUUACUUUGUUGUUCUAUUUAAAUUAUAUAACCUGAUGACUCCUCUGUGCUGCACUGAAAAUUCACCAUCAAGUCCAAAGCAUCUGAAGGAGAAAUCAGAGUUUUAUGCAACUAGAUGCUUGUUUGCCCUAUUAUUUUUAUUACCCUUCAGUACUGAAAUGUGUAUGAGUUGUAUAUUGCCAGAAUAAAUAGUAUUUUCUUCAGAA
Antechinus flavipes (yellow-footed antechinus) is the source of this 8869-nucleotide messenger RNA. RefSeq names its product ArfGAP with RhoGAP domain, ankyrin repeat and PH domain 2 (gene ARAP2). Bases 675 to 5702 code for a protein of 1675 amino acids. Gene Ontology annotation, biological process: signal transduction; positive regulation of GTPase activity. The record is from RefSeq and is a predicted model, not a curated record. Lineage: Eukaryota; Metazoa; Chordata; Mammalia; Dasyuromorphia; Dasyuridae. Gene Ontology annotation, molecular function: GTPase activator activity; phosphatidylinositol-3,4,5-trisphosphate binding; protein binding. The transcript is spliced from 35 exons.